GAGAGAGAAGGUCAAGAAUUAAACAUGGCAGCCCGCAGCAUGUUGAGGUCUGUGUGGACCUCGCUUGAAGGUUUAAAAUUAGGAGCCUCGGGUACCAACGUGAGGGUUCAACAGUGGAUAAAUGUCCCCCAGCUACCGGCAACAAGCAUUCAGAGCCGAGGGAUCCGCAUAGAUUGAGGGUCAAAUACUGGACGUUCCAGCAGGACCACAGCCUCCAAACCCCGCAGCCAAGUGUCCUAUCUACAGAUGGAACCUGCAGCAUAAAUACAACUACACGGAUGUCUUGUUGCUCCGACAGUUCAUCAGGUCAGAUGGAGGGAUGUUACCCAAGAGAAUCACUGGUCUCUGUCCAGAGGAGCAUAAUAAGAUCGCCGCCUGUGUGCAGAUGGCCCACAGAGCAGGCCUGCUGCCUGACCACAGACCCAAACUUCCAGAGGGCCAUGUCCCAAAGAAGCCCAAAGCACAGCUUAACAGAUACCUGACCCGUUGGUCCAUUGACUCGGUGAAACCCAUCUAUAAAACUGGAUUGAAGUGGUGUAAGAAACGCAUGGCUGUCGGCCACCCAGCACUCAAGGACAAUGUGCGUUAUGGUGUCAAGCCCCUUUACUUAAAACACUGAAGGACAGAAAGCGUGACGAAUCUGUACAACAACUGGACGAGAGUGGGUGGGCCCUUUUAUGCAAGGGCACAGUUCCAAGUGCAUUGACUUCAUAUUUCCAUGGGAAAAGGCCUAAAAGCUUCAUCCAUCUGUAUUUAUACUACCUUUUGUUUAUUAAGCUGCGUCACGCUUUUAAUGAAUCAUGCUCAGCCCCACCCAGAACCAUCUAUUCUGUCUCUGUUGGUUUUUAAAAAGCCCUUGAAGUGAACUCUCUUGACAACUUAAUGUGAGUAUCAACUGGGUUAAUGCUGCAGUUGCAAAGUAGGUGGUGUGUGGACUUUGUAUACGUAAGGCAACACAGAUGUGCAAAUAAAAUGCUCUCAACACGUGUUUACUG
Messenger RNA from Morone saxatilis (striped sea-bass), 995 nucleotides. It is a transcript of the gene mrps18a, whose product is annotated as mitochondrial ribosomal protein S18A. Gene Ontology annotation, molecular function: small ribosomal subunit rRNA binding; structural constituent of ribosome. Gene Ontology annotation, biological process: mitochondrial translation. NCBI's taxonomy places the organism in Eukaryota, Metazoa, Chordata, Actinopteri, Moronidae. The record is from RefSeq and is a predicted model, not a curated record. Gene Ontology annotation, cellular component: mitochondrial small ribosomal subunit; ribosome.